Psammomys obesus (fat sand rat) is the source of this 8378-nucleotide messenger RNA. RefSeq names its product ankyrin repeat domain 33B (gene Ankrd33b). The transcript has 4 exons. Gene Ontology annotation, molecular function: protein binding. NCBI's taxonomy places the organism in Eukaryota, Metazoa, Chordata, Mammalia, Rodentia, Muridae. The coding region runs from base 144 to 1601 and encodes 485 amino acids. The record is from RefSeq and is a predicted model, not a curated record.
GCCGCUUUCAGCCGAGCUGGAGCGCGCAGGGCCCCUGCUCUUCUGCCAAGGCAAGGGGCAAGGGUCGGUGACCUCGGGGCGCGUCCCGGGUCCGCGUGUGCUAACCCGAGCUCCAGCCCCCGGCCCGCGCCUGGGCCUCCAGCAUGGUGCUGCUGGCUGGGCCCGGGCCGGAGGGCGGCGGGACACGCUGCCUGGCCCCGCAGCCGCCGACGCCACCCCGGGGAGUAGAGACAGGGGACGACCCAACGGACUACGAGGAGUACGAAGACUUCUCCAGUCUUCCGGACACCCGCAGCAUCGCUUCGGACGAUUCCUUCUACCCUCCCGGAGGCGAGGAGGAGUGCAGCGUGGUGAGCGCCGAGAGCGUCCAGGAGGGCGUCCCCGAGGCGGCGACCCUCCUGCGCGCCGCCUGCGCCAACGACGUGGGGCUGCUGCGGGCGCUAGUGCGGCGCGGGCCGAGUUCCGAGGAGGUGCGGGAGACUGAUCGCAACGGCCGGACCGGCCUUAUUGUUGCGUGCUACCAUGGCUUUGUGGAUGCUGUGGUGGCCUUAGCAGAGUGCCCCCACAUUGACGUCAACUGGCAGGACAGCGAAGGGAACACGGCCCUCAUCACUGCUGCGCAGGCAGGGCAUGCCACCAUCACCAACUACUUGCUGAAUUAUUUUCCUGGUCUGGACCUAGAAAAGAGGAAUAUAUUUGGCUUCACUGCCCUGAUGAAAGCAGCCAUGCAGGGCAGAACGGAAUGUGUGCGAGCCCUGAUGAUGGCAGGGGCAGACAUUCAAGCAAGGGAUCCCCGUCGUGGGAUGUCACCGCAGGAGUGGGCUGCAUACACAGGCCGAGAGGAGGCCGUUCGUGUCAUGCAGAGGCUGAUGGAGCGACCCUGUCCUGAGCAGUUUGGGGACAAGUACAAGCUGGAAUUGCCGCUUCCCUCGGAGGCGGAGUUGAAGAGGGCAGGUUCCAAAAAUUGCUUGCAGAGAUUCACUGCGUUCCUUCGGUCCACUCUGACCUCCCGCUCGGGCCAGAGUCUGGAAGAUGGAGGUGUUCUUGAUCACAUGGUCAAGAUGACCACAAGCCUCUACAGCCCCGCUGUUGCUGUCAUCUGUCAGACGGUGUGCCCAGAGAACCCUCCCUGUGUGGGGAAACGACGCUUGGCGGUGCAGGAAAUCCUAGCAGCUAGGGACAACCGGGACUCCCAGGUGCAGGAGAGCAACAAGGUCGAGGAUUGUGAGCCGCAGUUCCAGACUUUGGAGACCCCCACAGCCAGCCCCUGGUCUCCCCAGUCGCCUGGGGCUUCGAGGUCCACCCCUGCCCCUGUUACACGGAGGACCAGCCUCCUGCCUUUGCAGUUGCUGCCAAGGAGAAGCGUGCGGCCAGGCGUGGUGAUCCCCAGAGUGCGCAUCAGCAAGGCCCCUGCGCCCACCUUCCAGCCUGAGCGCGCCACGCCCAAGGGCAGCACGAAGGACAGCACCUACCUGCAGAUCCCUAAGUGGCGCUACAAGGAGGCCAAGGAGGAGAAGAGGAAGGCGGAGGAAGCAGAGAGGAAGCGCCAGGCAGAGGCACAGAAAGAAAGGCGGGCGCCACGCUGGAGGAAAAGGACGUGAAAGGGGCAUGAUGCGCGUGGUACACUUGUGCCUGGUGUGGGGGGCAGCACAGGGAGGCAGCUGAGAGGAGGCGGGUGCUGCAGACAGCACCAGAGAGGGACGCUCCUGACUGCAUCCCAGCCGCUGGGCCAUUCUCCUUUCCUACAUCCACGAAGGGUAGUCCACACUGCUCCCAAGACAGAAUUGGAAAAAGUACAGGUGGUUUUGUUUAAAACCAGUUCCCUGAGCAAUCCAUACACCCACAGGGCAGUUUUACCUAGAAGUCAUCCUUAGAGAACCCCAAGUAAGAAUUAAAAAACCCAAUUUAUCAAAGGUCAUUUUCACAUAAUUUUGUAUUUUGUUAUUUAUGAAGAAUUGCAGCAUUUUACAAGUGACAGGCUCCUUGUAAUUAAGUCAGUUUUAAUACUUGUGUUUGGAGACCCUUUGUUUAAAAUGCUGUCUUUAGCAAUAAAAACUUGUAGUGACUGUGUGAUUUACACAGAAACUCAUGGGAUUCUCCCCCUUUGCCAUUUGGUUCUGGCCUCUGCCUUCUCGUGUCCUAUGGACACACCUACCUGCACACUAGCUUUUCCUAUUAACUUGAGUGAUGCCCAAUGGCUGUUUGUAUUUGAGAAAGGCAAAUCACUUCUAUUCAAAGUGAUCAAGCAAGACAAAGUCUUACUUCUUUCCUUCAUUUUUAAAACUCUUGUUUCUGCCACCACCACCUCCACCACCAUCAUCAACCAUAUCAUUGAAACUGAUUAUGGCACAUUGCAGAAAUAUGUAUGUCGCCAGGACCAAAGUCAUUUUAAAAAGGGGCUUAGAUAGACCAUAGUCCAGGUGAUUUGAGGAAACCGGUUAUUUUAUUUUUUUUUAAAUUUUAUUUUUCUUUUUAGUUACAUUUUGUUAACUCUGUGUCCCAGCUGUAUCCCGCUCCCUCAUUCCCUCCCCAACCCCACACUCCCUCCCUGGUCUCCUCCCUGCCCCUUUCCAAGUCCACUGAUAGGGGAGGACCUCCUCCCCUUUCAUCUGACCCUGUUUUAUCAGGUAUCUUCAGGGCUGGCUGCAAAGUCCUCCUCUGUGGCCUAACAGACUGCUCCUCCCCUGGGGGGGGGGGGGUCAAACAGCCUGCCCUUGAGAUCCUGUUAGAAAUAGUCCGUGUUCCCCUUACUUUGGAAAACUACUUGGUUACUGAGCUACCACGGGCCACAUCCGAGCAGAAGUUCUAGGUUAUAUCCAUAGAUGGCCCUUGGUUGAGUGAAACCGGUUAUUUAAUGGAGGCAGAUUUAACAAAUGAGCAGUAGAAACUAAGUCAUAUGUGCUUGCAAACAGCAAACGUGGAUAUCCUUAAAGUUGCCCAAGAUGCAGAGGGUAGGAAAGUCAGAAUACUGCUCACUUCUGAGAGGUGGGCAGGUGAUCUUCAGAGCUGGUGGGAACACUGCAUACCAGACAGAGUAGUUUAGGGAAGGUUUUCCUGUGGCUGCAUUCUGAUGGUGGCCUACCUUCAACUCCAGAGAGUCCCUUGUGUGUGUAGACAGUUCCCCUUUGAUGAGUGGCCCCCAUGCUUGGCUCAUCCCCACGCCAACUUGAUAGAACUACUAUGUGGGGACUUUGGUAAGGCAGAGAUGGGAUUUACUCUCUUAUCUCCAAAGCACUGAGAAAUCCCAGCUGGGUCUUAGAGUAUCUGUCGCACAUGCACUUUACUUGGAUAUUCAAUGUGAAUACUUGGAAGCUAUAGAUUCAGAAUAUUAGAUUGAUUGGGAAGCCCAUUGCUGAGGUCUGUCUCACACUGGUGGUGGUGGUAGUUCACUUGCCUGAGCUUAUUCCUUCCUAGUUGGUACCAUUGGGCAUUAGGUAACAGAUCUCUUACCAGCUUUCCCCCAAACUCCAUAAAACAGGACCUCAGGCUAUUCCCUGGUAGAUUUGACACUGGCAUCACUGUUCCGUGUUUAAAAAUCAAAUUUUAAUAAGUUUCUCUGUAACCCUAGACAAAUACCAAGAUGAAUGCUUUAGUCUAGACUCUGCUCUAGAACUACUGAUAUUAGCUGGCUGGAUUCACUCUUGAGACCUAGGGCUUUGGUUUGGCUACAUCUCCUUGGAGGCUGUGAGGACUGCAAUCAACCUCAGUUAUCUUUUGGGGUCAUCUUUACUGGCUUUCCUGGCAUUGUGGAUCUUCCUGCCAUAUGUAUGUAAUUUGCAGCACUGCCUAGCUAGUCACAAGCCCCACCACUCCUAGUCAAGGCACUUCCGCAAGGCUUCCAGUCCACAUCCCUCAUGCUGGUUGUCCAUAGGUAUAACAUAAUCAGUUUUAAUCCAUUUCCCUGUUGCAGAGGGGAGCUGUGUGCCACUGCUGUGGCAAGCACCAAGGGUACCACUGCCUUAGUAUUGGACUGAGGCUUCUCAGCAGGGCCUGUGGGAAGCCCUCAUUUCAUUUUCAAGGGCUCUUCCUGGACACCCAACUUGAACUCCCAUAAAAGGCUCCAUUUCUGUAAGUUGGCAUCAGUGCACUGCCAGAUCACACGUCCUGUUUACACUGUGUUAAGGUCACAUUAGAAGUGGCACAUAACCCUGCCAAGGCCGGGUUCCUGCCGCUGACCUAUUAGAGAUGUAUAGUUUUGUUCCCUGCUAAGCAUGGGCGCUGUGGCAAGGGGCUAGUGGCUUCCUUUGUUUCCUGAGUGUUUGGAAGUGGGAUUCUUUCCCUAAGUAUGCUAGCCCUCUCCAGGCACCAGGAUAAUGUUGUUCCUGGCUUCCAAACUGGCAAGGCUGGCUGGCUUCAGGGAAUUAUUACUACUAUUUUUUCAACUUGGAUGUGAGUUGGCAUCUCUCCCCAUUCUGUGGAACUGCCUUUAUCUGAUGGGCCUUGUAUGUUGAGAAGGUAACCGCCAGAUGUCCAGAAGUUUGGGGAAAUUCCCCUCCUCCUACUUCCUGGUGAGCUUUAAUUUGCUUCCUAGGAGGAGAUAUAUUAAGCUGUGAGACUCAGGGAUCCCAGUGAAGAGAAGGCCGGGCCAUACUGUGCUGUAGAGCCUUUUUGGUGUCUCUCCUGAAGUGCAGUCCUAGCUUGUCCAGUGGGAGGCCUGCUCUUCAGCAUAGUAGAUGAGCCUUCAGGAAUUUCCCCAGUCAAGGACAACAUUGCCAAGCCUCUUUCCUCAUUCAAAGGAAAGGAAGCAGGGGUGAUGUCCAGAGUGCCAUAUGGGAGGAGCCUGUGAACAGCACCCACUUACCAAUGCUUGUCUGGACCUUCAGGGUCACCUGGUGUGAGAGUGGGUAGGGGGAAGUGAAGGUGCAGGCACAGAAGUUCACUCCUGUCAAAAGGAAGGAAACCCCCAUCCAUUCAAAGCUACUGGCAUUCUUGUGAAGGAGGCGCCUCAUUCUUAGGCCAUGUCACUAGUUUUAUCUCCUUCUAGUUGAGGGGUUUCCUAGAGAUGUCAUCAGUCCCUGAGGUCUAGAAUCAACCCUAUGGUCCCCAACAUCCAGCAGCAUUGCUUAGGAAUGAUUUUUGUUUGUUGAACAAUUACCUACUCACAAGAGGAGAGGGGGUGAGGCUGACAGAUAGCCCCUUUCUUGCCUGUGUCCAGCAAGUAUCUCUGUGCCUGCUGUGACACCCAUCCCCAGGCAUUCUCUUUGCAUCACCUUUUUUUCCACUUGCUUCCUUCCCCAGUUGAUUAAACUCCUUGCUCAUCCUUGCACCAGAUGCCUUGAGGUCUAAAAUGGUAGAAAAACAAGGCUCUUGAGAAGUCGCUGGUGGUCCCAAUGCAUUAUCAGACUGAGACCUCUAAACUCCGGGAGUGGAUGGAAGGCAGGUGUGUGGCUUCCGGACAUGAGCUCUGCCUUCUGCUUUUUGGAAGGAAGGCCUGGUCCGCUCUCCUGUCCUGGGAGAGCAGAGGAGCAGGCUCAGGGUUCUGCUUGCACUGUGUUUAUUAACUGUAAAUAGUGAAUUCCAAGCUGACAGGUGUCCUCUCAGGGAUUUAUACAUAAAUAGAGUUAGGGGAAAAGCUGAAGUGUAUUUGAAAUCUUUUUGAUGUUUGUGUCGAUUAGGAUUAAACUGGACAGAAGAAAUAUUUCUAAGAUAGUGUCACUGCUGCUCUCUAAGUGAGUUCUGGGGACUUGUCUCUCCGUUGAGAUUUAUGGGGACUGCGGGGGUGGGAACAGCUCUGGACACGAAGCCACUCAGUUGCUUCUGGGUGUAACCGUUGUGUUAAUGGCAACAGCAGAGGUGACUGAACCCCAGAUGACCAUCCGUAGCUCUCCUCAGAGCUGUUUGCUCUGGUCCUUUGGUCCUUUCUCCUUGGUUUCAAGAAUAAAAUGUCUGCAGUCAUUCUGCAGGAACCUACAGGCUCAUCAGGGAGGGUCAGGGAAAGCUAUGCGCAAGGGGCAUGGCAGCCUUGGGCAGUGUACUGGGCUAAAGGAAGACAGCAGGUGGCAGGAGGGACUUGGUAACUUUGUUUCAGCUUCUACCAAGCUCCUGGCCACACUGGAUACCUCAGAAUGAAGUCAUAGUGGCAAGGCAUUUUCCUCUCAGCUUUGGAGGCUCGUCCUGCAUUUCAGGAUAGAGAGGAUUCAUGAUCUUGGCUAGAGAAUGGGUUUAUAGACUCAGGAGGGUGUGCCAAGCAGUCUCUGCCCAUUCCUUCCAGGCUGGCAGCUGGGAGCAGGUCUUUGGAGUAGAGAUACUUUAUAGGAGAGAUAGAGGCUUGUGGGGAGGGGCCCGGCUUCAGUCCUGAAAUGAUGGAAAGCUUGCCACCCCCAGGAGUCUGGAAGCGUCAACAGUUACUCCCCAUGCUGCUCAGAGGGACAGUGUCUUACCGUAAACUCCCUCCUCCUAUGUUGUAAGGAGCCUUUUCUCUUCUACUGUUUUCCAGCAGGCUCCCCCAAGUCUCCAGUGCCGGGCACUGUCUGGAUUCUGGUUUGUGCUGCCAGCCCUUGGCUCCUUCAAGCUGGGCAACAGUAUGGAGGGCAACAGCUUCUAGAGAAUGAAUGAAGGAACCCAGACUGUGAUGGAUCUUUAAAAACAAAACAAAACAAACAAACAAACAAACAAAAAACAAAAAAAGGUCACAUUUAUAACAAAAGGUCAGGACCAUUAAAGCGAGCAUAGUGUUAACCACAAAAAAUGAAAAGCAAUGUCUUAGUCACUCAUUCCCAGUUCUGCACAUCUGUGUAACUGGAGUCAGCUAGUCAUUUCUUUGCCCCUGAAUUCACAUGUGUAUUCCCUAACAUUUUAGAUAAGUGGCUGGAAAUUCUCCCGGAGGCUUUAUUUAUUAUUACAGAAGCAACAAUGCUAUCAGGUAUGCCACCUGGGUUGGUUCAGCUGGUUUUCAGGUGUUACUUUUGGAUGCCAGUGCAACAGAUACAGUUGUCAUAUUCUGCCUGAAGUAAGACUGUGAUGAAAGGCGAAGCCCCAUUGGCAGCCCUCAGCAGCAGGUUAUUAAUGGGGACCCACUUAAACGUGCAAACCAAAGGGCCAGGACUCUGUGCUUGUAAAUGUUCUGUCUGCAGUGGGUCGCAGUGACCCCCAGGAAAUGUCAUUGAGACCUGUCCUGUUUUGAUGGUGUACAUUCAGACAAGUUGAAAGGCCCGAGGGUGUACCUGGAGUCCCCCGACAGUGUGAAGCCUGAUAUGGCUGGAGUUUUCUCUACCUAGACUGUUGUACUGGAACACAGUGCUGACCCAGGCGGCGAGGAGCAAAUAAUGUGGCUGUGUCAGAUUCAGCUCUAGCUGUGGCAUGUGACAAUUGAAGGAGGGAGCCAGACCCAAGAAGAGCCUCCUGAGGAUGGGGGUAGGCUGGUGGGGCCGGCACAGGGUCGCCCUUGGCAUCUUACGCUAAGGGCGCAAUGGCAGUCCUCAGUCUGCCUCGGUCUUAGCUCUGCUGACCGGUGCUGGCAUUCUCUUGGCUGUGAUGUGACCCCUCCUGUUGCUUUAGAGGAAAAUGUAGAUGGAAGAAAAAUGAAGCUGGCCAUUGCAGGGAAAGCAGUGGGCUGUGCUGACCUGACCCUUUAUGAACUUUGAGGAGUAGUAAUCAGGCACCUAACAACACCAGUUAGAAAGGUCUAGGAACUGGUUCAAAAUGGUGCAACUCUAAAUACACCUCUCGGAGAGUGUGAGGGACACUAUAUCAGCCUCAGCCAUCCUCCCCCUGAACCCCGAAGUGGAAUUAGGCUGGUGUUAGAACCCAGAGCUCCGGUCAAGUGACUUGCUUGGUUCAACUGAUAGUUCUGGAAAUCAAUAAGAAGAGAGUCGUGCCCAGCGUUGCCUGGGCAUAUGAGAAUCUUCAGCAGUGGAGGCUGGGCGGGUAUGGAAUGGAAGCAGGCUUCUGCAUGGUCAGUGGUCAGGUCUGCCUCUGGGUUGAGCUCUGUUUUCUGAAUGGGAAGCAUUUUCCUCUGUCAUUUCUAUAAUUUCCAUAAAUCAGUUUCCAGAUGUUGUAAAGUUGUUGAAUUAUGAAUACUACUGUAAAUUCCAGAGUGUUUUAUUUUGAGAUGAGAGUUUUGCUAUAGUUUAUAUAGGAUAUUUUCCUACGCAGACCUCAGGGCUAUCUUGGGACCACCACUAAGUGUGGCCCUCCCAGCAGCUUCAAUUCUGGUUCAUAACCUGUAAGUUAAAUGUGAUAUUAUUCAGCAGGAAGAAUGUGUUCCUCUUUUAACUUCUGACAAAUUUUGUUUUAAAGGUCUAGAAAAAAGAGACACUAGAAAAAAAACACAAUGGUAAAAGAAUUAAAAACUAACUGUAAAAUAAACGUUCUCAUGGCAUAAAAUUGUGAUAUUUGAAUUAACUUAUGUGCAUAAAUUAUUUAAAAACUAUGAAACA